CCCAAGGGGGGGAGCUAGGCCCAAGUGACUCUCACUCUCCCCCUUCUUCUCAGUCUGCCGUUACGCUCUCACUCUCCCUCUCUCUCAUUCUCUUCUAAGAACGCUCUGUAAAUCAUCGAUUUUUGCGAAAUACAACCGUUGGAUCUUAGAUCCGACCACAUUUUCACCGUGAAAGCAACCCCGAUCUACGGGAAGCCGGGAGAUGUUUGAGGGAAUUCCAAAUCUUCAUAACACUAUUUUGUAGGUUGGCGUCAACUUUGACGGUAAGAGUCAUGGUAAACGAUUCUACUACGUGUACCUUAGGCACGCUCCGGUUAUGGCAUGUACACCUCAUCUCAUGGGAAUUGGGCAUGGGGAAGUUUGAGUUUCUUUCUUAUGUAAAUUAGAAAAUUCUGAAUAUUGUAAGCAUAUGAUGAAUGUUGGCCCAAUGGGUGCUUCUAUUUCGAUAUAAAUAUGAUGGUAAUAUUUUUGUUAUGUAAUUGAAAUGUUCAGAUGUCAAAGGAUUAUAUGUAUUGCAGGUUUGCUAUCCCCUAUUGGAGUCUUCGGCUUCUUAGGGGAUAGUGCUGGUCACAGUCCCAGAUUUUGGGUCGUGACAAAGGUGGUAUAAGAGCUUAGGCUUUAGAACUUUGGGAAAUAAAAUGGAAAUGAUGUGACACGUGGGUAUAUGAAUAAGGGGUUAAACACUUUUACAUGCAUUGUAUUGCAUACACUGUAAACUGGAGCAAGUUUUUGGCAAGAUAGGUAUGAAUAUGAGUCGCAACAUAUUCACAACCUUGCUCUGCCAAGGACUCUAGGUCCCUUACGCAUAUCAUGAUUUUGUGUAUGUGAAGUUCUAUUUUAUUUGGCAUAUUAUUUUGUUCUAUAUGGUAAGACAGUCUGAAUGUUGUAUAUAGGAGAAUCAUGCCUCCUAGGACACGAAGUUAUAUGUGAGUUAGUGAUUAGAAAUUGAGGUUUUAUAGUAGAGCUUGAAGCCAUAUUUUUAGCCAUAAAUGUUGGCAUUAAGUGAUGAGCAAUUAGUCACAGAAAUUGAGGUUGCAGAGCUGUGCCUGAGCAUAGAUUUGGGGCCGAGAGAAAUUUGUUUUGGCUUUGAGGCAUUGCGUUAGUUAGAAGUGUUCAAAUUUUGGUCCGAAUUAGGGCCGGUCACUAAGUGGUCUGGUCCUCUGUCUGUCUAAAGGCCCCAAUCGGUUUUCGAUUUGAUCCAAGAUAAAAAAAUGUUAAAAAUAGUGAUGUAUAUAUAAAAAAAAUAUUAAAUAUUAUUGUUCUGCUGUGAACACUACUCCUAAUGGUUAGUAUAAUUUUCUUUAGUGUCUCAAACCAAUUGAUUGAUGUCUAGUGUUACUGAUGAAGGCCAUUGUUUUUUUUGGUCCUACAAAUAUCAAAUAUGAUUACAGUUGGUUGGUGUCGUAAUUGAUCAAUUGCUGCCAUAUGUUAGUUUAUAUGUUAAUGAUAAAAAAAAGGUAGAGUAAAAUUUAUAAAUAUAUGUUGGUCUUACAAAUAUGAUUAUGUUUCUGUAGCAGCAGAUUAAAUUGAGGAAAAAAAAAAAGGGGAUAACAUGUGGUAGGCAGAAGUUCCUGAGUCAUGAGCUGCAAGAUAGGCCUAAUAAUUUAUUCAUAAUUAGGGUAAGGUAAAUUGCACCUAAAUUUUGUGUUAUUUGUAAGAAGGUUUUAUGUUAUUUUAAAAUGUCUUUGGAGGUUUUUGAAGCUUGUAUUUUUAAAAUUUUAAGAAAUUUCCAUGUAAAUAAAUAAUUCAAAUUCAAGGGGUUUAAGUGAAAUUUACCCUAACUAUAAAUGCAAAUAUAAGUAUAAAUAUAAGAGUGGUGAGAUGGCAUGUGGAAGUAGUGUUGCAAUAUUGACAAGUGAAGGGGAAGCAGUGGAUGCUGGUUUCAAAACCAUGAGUCAAGUGAAGGAGAUGUGUUGGGUCCAAAACCACAAGUAUUGGUGUGGCUAUGACGAUUGCCAAAUAUAAGCAUAAGGAAAGAAAAAAAAGAUUAAAUUAGUUAUGUAUGUAACUUUAUUUUAAUUUUUUUUUAUCAUCGUAGAAAUCUUGAUAGAAAUCAUUUAAAAUUUAUAAUAUAAUAAUAAUAAAAUAAGUUAAUAACAAUAAAUAUUAUAAUUUUCAAAGUAAUCAACAAAUUAUUAUGUUUCACAGUCCACAUUAGAUAUAGGGUUGGUAUUAAAAGUUGAAGAAAUGUACCACUCAAGGAAACGACAAAACAAAGACCAAGUUAAAUUGAGAACAUUAUAUCUAAUUUAGUGAUGAAACAAAUGAUGAAUUAGGGGUGUUAGGCAUUCCUAGCUGUGGUACGAGAGACCCACGAUGCAAAGGGUGAGUCAGGGUAGGUAUCUGUAGUGAGUGAGUAUCUGGAUGUUUACCCGAAGAUUUGCCGGGACUACCUCCGGAACAUGAUAUAGAGUUCUAUAUAGAUUUGGCUCACGAGACUCGAUUAAUUUCGAUACCUCCGUACCAUAUGUCUCCAGCCGAGUUAAAGGAACUUAAGGUACAAAUUCAAGACCUUUUAGACAAGGGCUUCAUACGCCCAAGUACCUCACCAUAGGGAGCACUUGUGCUCUUUGUGAAGAAGAAGGAUGGAUCCAUGAGGCUUUGUAUCGACUACAGACAAUUAAACAAGGCCACUAUUCGAAACAAAUACCCAUUACCUCGCAUAGAUGAUUUGUUUGAUUAGUUGCAAGGGGCUCAAUGUUUUUUAAAGAUUAACCUUAGAUCGGGUUAUCACCAACUUCGUAUUAGGGGAGAUGACAUCCCUAAGAUUGUCUUAAGGACUCGUUACGGCCAUUAUGAGUUUUUAGUGCUGUCCUUUGGCCUUACGAAUGCUUCAGCGACAUUUAUGGACCUCAUGAACAAAGUGUUUAAAUCAUACCUUGAUCGCUUAGUCAUUGUGGUUAUCGAUGACAUAUUAAUUUACUUGAGGAGCCAAGAGGAGCACGAGCAACACCUCUGGGUAGUGCUUUAGACUUUACGAGAACAUAAGCUAUAUGCUAAGUUCUCGAAGUGUGAGUUCUGGUUGGAUAGCAUGGUGUUUUUGGGCCAUGUGGUGUCCAAGGAAAGCAUCAUGGUAGACCCUAAGAAGAUUGAAGCCGUGGAGAAGUGGUCUGGGCCUACCUUAGCUAGCGAGAUAUGUAGCUUCCUAGGUCUAGCAAGUUAUUUCUCAAAGAUAGCAGGUUAUCACUCGUGCACCAAUCAUAUGGUAGUCAGACCAACUACUUCAAGCAAGCAUAGAUGUAGGCACUCAAGUACUCUCGUCCCACACCCCAUGGGUAGCUCCAAUGGCAAGGGCAGGAAGUGAACAUGUUUGAGAUCUCAAGUUCGAAAUCUCUAGAAGGCGUUAUAUGGAGAUUAAACUAUGAUUUACCUAGGAGUGGGUUGGGGUGAGGCCCAACUCCCCCAAGAAUAGUGGGCUGCAAGUUCUGACACUUGGGUUAUUAAAAAAAAAAAAUACUCUCAUCCCAAAGAGACCGAAAAAGUGAACUAACCACUGUGUCAACAAAAGGCAACGUCAAUGGAUGCUCAAGCAUCAAUCCUCCAGUAACGUUGUGGACAGGCCUAAAAGGAAUAAAUGUCAGUAUGUAGGAGUAAAUUUUACACAUUACCAGGCUGUCAAUGACAUCUUCUGGUAUGUCAUGAAAAUAAACCUGUACCAUAUGAUAGCAAAUGCUCAAUCGUCCAAAAGUCAAAAUCAUAAUUGAAGUCAUAAUUCACAGUGGUUAGUUCACUUUUUCUACUAUUAAUUUUUUUGUUUUAAAUUUCUACUUUUAAGUGUGUCCAAUAAUCACUCAGAUCUUAUGUAACCCACAACACUCAAAUUUAAGACACUUUUGUCUUAAUAUAAUUUAUAAUUAAAAAUUAAUACAAACAUGGCCUUCACAAGCUACUUAGUUUUAAAGUGUAAUCUUUCUCAUUUGACAAAAAAAUUAAACAGUAUAACGAUUAUAAGAUGAAUUGUGAAGAUGAGAUUGUAGAUUGUAAAAGGGUGUUUGGUUAAAAUUAAAAAUUACUUUAAAAUGAAGAUAAAAUCAGAAAUUUGAAUUUUAUGCUGAAAUGCAGUGUAGAAGAAAGAUAAAAUUACUAUCGACAAAAUUAACCUCAAUGGACUUUCAAAAUUAGAACCAUUGCUUUAUUUUGUGUUGAUAACAUUAACCUUAAUAAUUUUUUAAAAGUCCAAAUUUUCCCUUGCAUCAAUUAUACUCGUCUUUUCCUUAAAAAGGUAUAAAUGGCAUUUUUUAAUAUCUUUUCAUUCCAUUCAUUUUCAUUCUUUUAUAGAAUAAAACAGAUUUCAUUACUUUCCACCCACUACUCUCCCAGACAAGAAGAAAAUAUUUUGCUCUCCAUAUCACUCAUUUCUAUUCCAUUCCAUUACUAAAUAUUUACACGAUCUGAACCUACUAAGAAAAUUCCAUAACACAGUGUGUGGGUGAAUUAUAUUAUGGUGGUAAUUGUUGCAUUCAUAUCUCCGAGCAUCCAAUAUUCUAUAUAUUCUAUUCACAGUUUCAUUUCUCAAUUGCAUCCAAGAAAGUAUAAUUCAUUUUGUCUGAUCUACGCAUAUUAACACUUAUCGUUGAUUGCAUUUCUUCUAAGUUGCAUUUGGGAAGAAUAUGAUUCAUGUUAUCGUGAACUGUGAAAGUUGAUACUUAUAUGUGAGAUGUUGCAUGUGGCACUUGUUAAAGCUAAAUGAUAGCAUAAGAUGUGUAUUUAAAUGGAACAACUGUUAGAACCUUGUGUAGCUAAUCACAGUAAAUGUUAGUCGUCGGUGCACCACGUAUACUUUAGGGUGUGAGAGGUUCCACCCUUGUUGGCAUGAGAGGUUCUGCCAUCCAUGUUCAGUUCAGUUUGUUGGUGUGGGAGGUUUCGCCAUCCAUGUUCAGAUUAGGGUGUGAGGUUCCACCCUUGUUAGCGUGAAAUGUUCCGUUGUUAUAAAUAUGUGAACUAUGGUUCUAACUUCUUGCCCUAAAUGUGCAUGUUUAUUCAUCAUCUCUUAUAUUGUUAUGAUUACUAUUGGGCAUGACAUGGCAUGAUGAUUACUCUUUGAUGCAUUGAUUCUAAAUUCCCCCCAUUAUGAUGCUCUUUACCUCUCACUAAGCCAGUGGUAAGUUUAUCUCUUAAUAUUUCAGAUUUUGUAGGUUGGCAUCAAUUUUGAUGAUAAGAGUUGUGGUAAGCGAUUCUACUACAUAUACCUUAGUCAUGUUCCGGUUACAACAUGUACACCUCACUUCACGGGAUUCGUGCAUGGGAAGGUAUUGUAAUGGAAGCCAAGUUCUUUCGAUUCCUGAAAAUUGUGGGUGUUGGUUUCAAGGCUAGAGCUGAAUCAGAAGGCCGUCUAUUGUAUCUCAAACUUGGUUACAGCCAUGAUGUUGAACUGACUGUACCCCCAGCUGUGCGAGUGUUCUGCUUCAAACCCAACAUAGUUUGUUGCACUGGGAUAGACAAGCACAGAGUGCACCAGUUUGCUGCUGCUGUACGUAGCUGUAAACCUCCAGAAGUUUACAAAGGGAAAGGCAUAAUGUAUAUUGAUGAAGUUAUCAAGAAAAAACAGGGAAAGAAGUCAAAGUGAUCAUCAUCUUUUCUUUGGACUCAAAAUAAUGCCUUUUUGUACUAUUAUCAAUUUUACUUUUACUUCGAAUUCUGAAUUGGUACUUUUAAGAUUCAGCCUGGGUGUUUUUGGGCUCAUUCUUCAUACUUGUACAUCACAUUAUCACUUAGGGUUUUAAGGGCAGGCUUUAGUAAAAUCUUGAUUGAUAGCGAUGAUAAUGUUGUCUCCUUGUGACUGGAAGGGUCACAGUUCAAAUUGUGAAUAUAAUAAUUUUUGCAAAACAAGGAUAAGCUUGUAUAUGGUAUAAAAUUUA
Molecule: messenger RNA, 5858 nt
Organism: Diospyros lotus (date-plum)
Lineage: Eukaryota; Viridiplantae; Streptophyta; Magnoliopsida; Ericales; Ebenaceae
Product: 60S ribosomal protein L6, mitochondrial-like
Exons: 4
Coding region: 5213-5566 (117 amino acids)
Biological process (GO): translation
Cellular component (GO): ribosome
Molecular function (GO): rRNA binding; structural constituent of ribosome
Source: RefSeq, a predicted model, not a curated record